UCCACUUUUGCUUUUGGAUUUAACAAGCGAGUUUGUCCAGGAAACCUUGUGUUCACAGUGAGUAAGGACACAAGACAACAAUGGGUGAACUUAAAAUAGCAUUUUUCAUUUGCUUAAUCUCAGCAACAGCCUCUUCAAUACCAAUCAACUGUGAUGCAGCGCAGCUCCGUUCUCUCCUCCAACUCAGCCUGGAAUCACUGGAAUCUAAGGAGACCUCCUCAGAAGAAGUUGCCGCCGCCGCCACCACCACCACCACCGGCGCCCCACCUGUCCUGCCACCCGUCCUGCCACCCGUCCAGAGUACACAACAUGCCACUCAUCCAGUGAUCACCAACACAGCCACAGGACCUGUUGAAACAACCUUGGUGCCACAGGCCAAUGACCAAAACUUUGACCUCCAAGGAUCAAGCUUCACUACUCCUCCCUUCCCAGUGAACACACCAGCCCUGGAGUCCCCCACGACGCAGACCACCCGUGGAGCUGCACCUCAGCCGUACCCACUAGAGAGAAACAACAGCACAUUGCCUGGACCUGCUGGAGGUGAAUCACUGGAAUCUCUGGAGUCUUCCUCAGAAGAAGUUGCCACCAACCACGACGCCCCACUCCCACCUGUUGAGCCAGCACACAUGGCAGAGAGUACAGCCGACGCCACCCAUCUAGAGGUCACCAACACAACCACAGGACCUGUUGAAACAACCUGGGAGCCACAGACCAAUGACCAAAACUUUAAUUUCCAAGGAACAGGCUUCACCACUUCUCCUUUCCUAGUGAACACACCAGCCCUGGAGUCCCCCAUAGCGCAGACCACCAAUGGCGUUCCACCUCAGCCGUACCCACUAGAGAAAAACAACAGCACUUUGCCUGGACCUGCUAGAGGUGACAACGUUUGACAGUUUUAAUGUUUGGUAAUUGCUAUUAUGCCCACCAUAUUCAUGGGUGAG
Messenger RNA from Sardina pilchardus (European sardine), 941 nucleotides. RefSeq names its product mucin-2-like. The transcript is spliced from 3 exons. The record is from RefSeq and is a predicted model, not a curated record. The coding region runs from base 81 to 890 and encodes 269 amino acids. Lineage: Eukaryota; Metazoa; Chordata; Actinopteri; Clupeiformes; Clupeidae.